CCGUUGUGUUCCCGCCGAAAUCCGCGCCAAAACAGUGUUGUACUGUUCGUUUAUGUAGAUACAUUAUUUCAAGAAUGAUAAGGUGCUUUUUAAAUAAUUCUUAGACUAAAUUAACAAGGAGAAAAGAGAGUUGUAGAAAGAAUGAGUAAUUUUCGAUCUUCAAUGCGAUACAUUUCUCCUAAUGCAAGAGUUUUGACUGCCAAACCUCAAGUGGAACAAACGCUUGAUAUAAGACAAACUCAAAAUAAAGCAAGAAAUAGUAUUACCUGGUUUUUCAUCAACAGUUCUUUACUUGGAAUCCUCGUCUUUGACAUAGUAUAUGGAGGUGCAACAUAUGAACCAUUCUGUUGGGCUGAGUGGUGUUUGGCCUUGAUAUUUGCAUUAAAUGCUGUUUAUCAUAUAACAAAAUAUAUAUGGGCAAAUUUUUCUCUGCGGCCAAUUCUGCUGAAUCCUAAGCAAAGAUACCUAUUAGGUAUAUCAGAGGAUGACUCUCUUUUUAAAAAUGAGAGACCAUCGUCUCCAAAAACUUCUGAGCCACCGGUCUCAUUAAAUUUAUCAUGCAUUAGCCUCAAUAGGAGAAUGACCUCACUUGGGUCCACAGGAUUAAGCGAAUCUAAGGACUUUUCAUCGCCGAAUCAGUUUUUUAAGUAUGGUAGCCCUACAUCACAAAAGUCAGUAUCUAGUCCCAAUGGAUCUUUGAAUAAAUCUCUCAAUAUUUCGGCAAAUGGAAAUUUGACAAGUGAAGAUUUGAUACAAAAUGAGAGAGAACUAAAGAAUUACUUGGAGGAAGCUCACCAAAAAAAACACGUUUUAUCAACGGAUAUUGAUCAGCCUUCCAAUUUGCUUAGCUCAUUUUGGUCGCAUCCAGCGAUUAGAAGCCCUGGGGAAGUUUCUCCAUUGUUAAGAAGAUGUGCAUACCAAUUAGCGCCCAUUAUUGAUAAAUCAGCUAGUCCCGGGAGCGAAGAGGGCAAUUCACCUAGGGGUAUAUUCGGCGCCCCGGAUGUUUGGAGAAAAUAUAGAAUCGAUCCAAUUAAAGUUAACGAAUGGACAGCUAAUCUUCGCAUGUGGAUUAGCAAAACAGUUAUUGAACGUGUAGCAACCGAAAUUGAUAAUGUUUGUUUGGCAUUGGUCCGUCAUGGUUUAAGCGAUUCCCAAUUAGGAUGUGUUGGAUUGCAUAGAUUAAGAAAACUUGCCCAAGCACCGUUUUUAGUAUUUGCUAUUCCUACUUUACCAACUUUAGUACCUUUUCUAGAACUUUCUAACAAUCAGGAAUAUUUAAUUAAGAGAAUUAAAAUUCUUGCAAAAGGGGGUUCAAUGAGUGAAUUCAAGUGGAAUGGUGGAGGAUCUCAUAAUGGUAAAGAAUGGGAUUCUAGCUUACCAACCGAUUCAGCGAUAGUUAUGCACUUGGUAUCAACGUAUAUGGAUACACAAUUGGAAGCCCCUUUAGAUCAACCCGAUGCACGACCAUUUACAUCGAGGUAUAUGGCUAGAUCAGGAAUAACUUUACCACGUAGCAAAGGUCCUGUGAUAGUAUGCCAAUCUAUAAAUCCACCGCAUUACAGUUUGGCACAUACUGGAGAUUCAUUGCCUAGCGAUUAUGAGGAAAUACAACGUGGUAGGAACAACUUAUUUCAUACACUCCUGUUAUUUUUAUACAUUGUUAAGACAAGAGAUCACGGUAUGUUAGGCCGUGUUAAUUUGGGUACAUCGGGUAUAAACGUUUUAUGGGUAAUCGAUGGUUGAAUAUCUGAUACCCUAACAAGUGAUAAAAUUACACCGCGAAUAUUCGACUACAUAUCAUUUUUUUUCUUUUUCUUAUUAUAUUUCUUUUUAACAGUUUGUUUGUACCUUUAUUGUACAUUUAUCUUAUUUAAAUUAAAAAUAUUUUACGCGCGUAUGUGUGUACCAACAGAAGGAGCAGAAAUUUAUUAUAAUCGUUUUGAUACUACGAAUAUAUUUUAUUCACAGUACUUAAGUAUAUGUACAAAUAAAUCAUAAAUCACGAUCCGCAUACAUUAAAAAUAAAAUUUUAAUAUAUUGUUGAA
This is a messenger RNA of Bombus pascuorum, 2045 nucleotides long. RefSeq names its product transmembrane protein 209. The transcript has 8 exons. The record is from RefSeq and is a predicted model, not a curated record. Gene Ontology annotation, cellular component: membrane. Bases 142 to 1743 code for a protein of 533 amino acids. Lineage: Eukaryota; Metazoa; Arthropoda; Insecta; Hymenoptera; Apidae.